UUUUAAGAAGCUAAAAAAUGAUUAAGUUUGAUAUUAAAAUUGUGCGCCUAACUAAAUUAUCAACCAUCUUAAACGAUAUAAUUAGAACCUAGACAAUCAAUACACCAUUUUACUAAUUACUACUAAUGUUAUAACAAGAUUGAACAUCUAAUAUAACAUUGCCGACCAGUUAUGCACAUGGCUAGUCGAUCGAACAAAUCCAAAUUAAUCAGACGACUAAUUGCUGUUUAACCGAUGGUCUAGCCAAGAAAUUGGUUAAGCUCGAACCACACAUGCAUCCACGCGCUUCUUAAAAGGCGAGUGAGGUUGACUUCACCAUCACUUCCCCAGUUAAAUUUCGUAGGUCCCACCGUGGACCUCUUCAGAAGGAGAAGAAGGUUUCAAAACAAAACCCUCGUGAAUCUCACCUCAACGCGCCGCGUGCAAAUCACGCUCCCUCAUUAAAAUCUCACGACUCGGUGACUCAAAUCUAUCCCUCACCGGUCUUCCGCUAAACGACGUGAGCAAUAAUAUCCGCUCACAUGACUGUCACAAAUCACAGUCACCAUCCCCCAUUUAUUCUCCGACACGUCACCAUUACCAUUAUCGCUCGCCUGUCACACAAGUAUAUCUCUUUAUUUUUACUACGCGAGUGUUCCAAGUAGCUGAAGAAAAUCUUUUAACAUCUCACCAUCUUCUUCUUCAAUGGAAACUCCGGAUUAAAUGACACUUCUGUAACUUCCUAUAUUUACUAAAAUGCCAUCUCGCCUCUCUCCGCCAGAUAUUCCGCCGCUGCAACCGACGCCUACGGUUAGUGACGGCCAUCAUCGUUUCCAGACUCUUCCACUUAUCAUAGCCGGUUCUCUGACUUUAACCGGAGUUUUACUCAUCCUCGUCACUUUACUUAUUUACCGAAGACUCUACCGAAACCGUACGGCUCCUUCAGAUCUUAUCUCCAACUCCAAGUCUCCUCAACACUACCAAUGUCGACGCUUCUCUUACUCUCAGCUCCGCCGCGCUACAAACUCUUUCUCCGAGUCGACUCACCUCGGUCACGGCGGAUUCGGCUCUGUUUACAAAGCUGAUUUCCCGAGUGGCGGCGAUUCACUCGCCGUCAAAGUCAUGGAUACCUCCGCUGGUUCUUUACAAGGCGAACGUGAGUUUCACAACGAGCUUUCUCUCUCUUCUCACUUAAUUGGCUCUCCUCAUGUCGUCUCUCUCCUUGGAUUCUCCUCCGAUCGUCGUGGUCGGAAGCUUAUCCUCGUCUACGAACUUAUGGCUAAUCGUAGUUUACAAGACGCGCUUUUGGAUCGCAAAUGUGUGGAGCUUAUGGAUUGGAACAAAAGGUUUGAGAUUGCCACGGAUAUAGCAAAAGGCAUCGAGUUUCUUCACCAUUGUUGUGAUCCAAUUAUAAUCCAUGGAGAUAUUAAACCUAGUAACAUCCUUCUCGAUUCUGAUUUCAAAGCCAAAAUCGGAGAUUUCGGUCUCGCGAGAGUAAAGUCGGAGGAUUUCGAUACUAGGAUUCUGAUUGAGGAAGAAGAUAAGAGCAAGGAUGUUGUUGAAGAUAAUGGGUCGAUUCUUGAGGAGACUGAAAGCGUGAUUACUGUGUUUGAAGAAGGUAAUAAUGUUGUCAAUCUCUCGCCGGAGACUUGUGGGAUUAGUGUCUUGACAGAGACGGUGGCCUCUCCGGGUGAAAAAUCUGGACUUUCGCCAGAGAAUUGUGCAGUGAGCAUUUUGACGGUGGAGGUGGGAGCAGCAUCUCCGGCGAUGGCAUCGAUACCGUCACCGGAGACUUGUGCGAUUAGCGUUUUGACGGAUACUGGAUUGUCACCGGAAAGUAGCAAGCUUAAAGUGGGAUCGAAGAGAGAUUGGUGGUGGAAACAGGACAACAAUGGUGGAAGCAGAGGAGGGAUUGAAUCAGGGAGUGUGAAGGAUUACGUGAUGGAAUGGAUUGGGAGUGAGAUUAAGAAAGAGAGACCUAGCAACAAUAAGGAAUGGAUCAACAAUGGUGAUGGGUCAUCAUCAGUCUCUAAGAAGAAGAAGAAAGAGAAGAAGAGAAAGCCUAGAGAGUGGUGGAAGGAAGAGUUUUGUGAAGAGCUGACUAGAAAGAAGAGGAAAAAGAAGAAGAAGAAGAAAAGAGGGUUAAGCUCAAUCUCAAGCAUUGACUCUUGGUUUCAUAGAGACGAUGGUGCUUCCUCUGUUCAUGACCACAAUCUUAAUCCUACCAAGAGGAAGAAGAGGAAUAGUAUAGAUUGGUGGGUAGAUGGGUUAAGUGGGGAGCUGAAGUCAGUCAUGGGUAAAAAAAACAGUCAAGAUUCUGGUUUGUGGUGUGAUGUGAAUGUUCAGAAGAGUGGUGGAGUCAGCAGCACACCGAGUAUGAGAGGUACGGUGUGUUACAUUGCACCAGAAUGUGGAGGAGGAGGUGUGUUGUCUGAGAAAUGCGAUGUUUAUAGUUUUGGGGUUCUGCUUUUGGUUCUUGUCUCAGGAAGACGGCCAUUGCAGGUGACUGCUUCGCCGAUGUCGGAGUUUGAGAGGGCUAACUUGAUUUCAUGGGCUAAGCAAUUAGCUUGCAAUGGUAAAUUGUUGGAGUUAGUUGAUAAAUCUAUACACUCUUUGGAGAAAGAGCAAGCGGUUCUUUGUAUUACUAUUGCAUUGCUUUGUCUGCAAAGAUCUCCGGUUAAGAGACCAACGAUGAAGGAGAUUGUUGAGAUGCUUUCGGGUGUGUCUGAGCCACCGCAUUUGCCGUUUGAGUUCUCACCCUCGCCGCCUAUGGGUUUUCCGUUUAAGUCAAGGAAGAAAGCACGGUGAAAUUCGGGUUUGGUUAUGACUUAUGAGCUCAGUCAUCAAGUGUAGGAUUUUUCCGGUCCAAAGCUAAACCAAUUGCGAGUUGUAGGAACUAUUUGAUUCCGUAAGAUUAGCUUUUUGCAAAUAUUUAUGAAUAUUUAGUUGCUUAACAAAUUAGUUUAGACAAUAAAGAAGUUCCAAUUGACAUCAAGAAGAUGAUCAUGAUUAUAGUUUAAUUGCCUUUUUCUUUUGCUGAAAUCUAUGCACAAGGCACAAAACUAUAUGGGCCCAGAUAUAAAAAUGUUUGCCAUCACUCAUCACUGUCUCCUGCUGUAUGCAAUUAUGGGUAUGGGGCAAAUUU
Messenger RNA from Arabidopsis thaliana (thale cress), 3124 nucleotides. RefSeq names its product Protein kinase superfamily protein. Bases 736 to 2787 code for a protein of 683 amino acids. Gene Ontology annotation, molecular function: protein kinase activity; ATP binding; protein serine/threonine kinase activity. The record is from RefSeq and is marked reviewed. NCBI's taxonomy places the organism in Eukaryota, Viridiplantae, Streptophyta, Magnoliopsida, Brassicales, Brassicaceae. Gene Ontology annotation, cellular component: plasma membrane. The transcript has a single exon.